Molecule: messenger RNA, 483 nt
Organism: Papaver somniferum (opium poppy)
Lineage: Eukaryota; Viridiplantae; Streptophyta; Magnoliopsida; Ranunculales; Papaveraceae
Exons: 1
Coding region: 1-483 (160 amino acids)
Source: RefSeq, a predicted model, not a curated record
AUGGCAAUUAAUGGUACGGCUUCAUAUCUGUUUAGAAGUACAAAAGGAGUGAAACAAGGAGAUCAUAUGUCUCUUUUCCUCUUUAUUCUGGUGGUGGAAGUGUUAUCUUUAAUGAUAAAAAGAGUUGCUUCUAUGAAUUUACUUGCUGGAUUCAAACCAUCAUCUGAAGCUUUUGAGAUCAAUCAUUUGCAGUUUGCAGAUGACUUAAUAAUGUUCUUAGAUGAUGAUUGUGAGCAAGUGCAUAAUCUGAAGAAUGUGUUAUUGGGCCUUGAAUUAGUUUCUGGUUUGAAGUUUAAUUUUCAAAAAAGUGCUCUUGUGCCAGUAGGUGAAGCUGUAAAUGCAGUAGAUGGGGCUACUAUUUUUGGAUGUCCAAUUACUUCUUUUCCUAUGAAAUAUUUGGGAAUACCUUUAGGGAGUAAGUCUAAGGCAGUGGGAGUGUGGGAUGUUAUUCUUCAAAAUUUUGAGAAAAAGCUAAGUAUGUAG